Teleopsis dalmanni is the source of this 2299-nucleotide messenger RNA. Its product is annotated as 5-hydroxytryptamine receptor 1D-like. NCBI's taxonomy places the organism in Eukaryota, Metazoa, Arthropoda, Insecta, Diptera, Diopsidae. The transcript has 9 exons. Gene Ontology annotation, molecular function: corazonin receptor activity. Gene Ontology annotation, biological process: neuropeptide signaling pathway. The coding region runs from base 104 to 1891 and encodes 595 amino acids. Gene Ontology annotation, cellular component: membrane. The record is from RefSeq and is a predicted model, not a curated record.
AUAAAAUUAUACCUAAAAUAAUUUUCUUUUACAGUGUCUUCAUGACGUAUGAGCAACUAUGAAUACUCAAUACCGCUUGGUCAUCUAACAUAAAAGAAUUGCAAUGGACUUGAAAACCGGUACACUACUAGUACCACCCACCGUCAAGAAUUCCAGCUGUUCGCAUCCACGCUAUUCUACACACAAUUUCAUUAUUCAUAUCGGUAUUGCGGAAACAAUUGAAGCGCUAUUGAUACUCAUCCUAACACUGGGCGUUAUUGGUGCUAACGCUUUGGUAAUAUUUGUAAUAAACAAUCGCAGAUACUCACCGUACAUACAUCAGCAGCCUCGUUACCUGCUAACAUCCCUGGCGUUGAAUGAUCUCACAAUCGGACUGCUAAUCACACCAUUUGGAUUACUGCCAGCACUAUUCCAUUGUUGGCCUUAUGGUGAAAUAUUUUGCCAAAUACAGGCUUUACUGCGAGGUGCUCUUUCCCAGCAAAGUGCUGUGAUAUUGGUUUGCAUGGCUGUCGACAGAUAUAUGUGUGCACUGCAUCCUCGGAGAUACUAUCAACAUUCCAGUAAAAAGGGUUGUGUUGCCAUACUCAGUCUCACAUGGAUAAUAAGCCUGACAGUUUUUGGAUUUCUCGUAUUGCCGAAAGGUUACUACUUCAACGGCUCCGGUCUAAUGGCCUGCGAACCAUUUUACAGCAAACCAUCAUAUCGUAUAUUGGCGACAUGCGCCCUCUACUUUCCCACCACAAUGGUACUGAUGUACUGUUACGGCUCCAGCUUUCAUAUGAGUCGUUUCAGGCUUAACGACCCAACAAUGCCGCUUACUGCCGCUGCACAUCAUCCGCAUCAUCAUCAUCAUGCAUUAGCAGCUUCUUCGACGUUACCUAGCACACCAGUCAUGAAUUUGAUGAGCAUGGGCUUGGGUAUGGCUGGUAUGGGAGGCCCCAAAAAUACAAUCACAAAAAAGAUUGUACCAAUACAGGAGAAGAAUUCGAGUGGCUCAACGUCACGUUCAAUGGCAGCAAUUUCAUUGGGUUUCAUUGUUAUGGUCACACCAUGGACAAUACAGGAGAUUGUUACCGCAUGCACAGGCUCGAAGCUUCCACCUUUUUUGGAUUUUUUAGUUACAUGGACUGCAUUGAGCAACAGUCUCUGGAAUCCAUUUAUGUAUUGGUUGCUAAAUUCGGACUUCCGUCGCCUUAGUCGACACCUGAUGCCAAAUAAGUGUUUUCCCACCGAGGACACACCCGAACAUAAAUCAGCUUGUUGUCACAACAAUUCCGAUUUUGAAAUAACCACUUUGCCAAUGCCACCAGAGCCGCCCACAUCUCGGCCACCGGGCAGCAGUAGCGGUAUUGGCGGUGGCUCAGUACUCGGCAUUUGUGCACGUGCCCGUACCAAUAGUCUUAGUCGUAGCGCCUCACAGUAUAUACGCGGUCAUCAUCAUGGUCAUAGUCAUCACGGCGGCUUUGCGACCAUGCGGCCAGAUAUUGAAGGCUUAUCCGAAAAGUAUUGGGGCGAAAUACUUGAGCGUACUGUAAGCUCAGGCAGUUUGCAUGCCAUGCAAAAGAGUUUUCCACUUAGUCAACAUCAUCACCAUCACCACAAUACACCAGCGACCAUGACAACCUCAUUUAGCAAACAUAGUGAUCUAAAUUUAACCAUAUCCGAGCAUGAACGCGAACAAGACGGCGCCUCAAAUACUGCCCUCGAAUGCGAAUUAAGUAAAUUUUCGAAUUCUGAGCCAAAAUUGUGCGAACACAUCUAUCACGAUGCAAAUUGUGCAAAAAAUAAAUCUGCACCGAACGGCGCGUCAGCAACUAAUGCAACUUCGAACAUAGAUGAUACAAAACAUUCAAGCAGUUUUACCAACGGACGCAAUAUACCGGAUAUUUAGUACGCAGAGGAUGUCAUAUUGGCUAAGAGUCAUACUAGACACAUUUGCGGACACAUCGCUAAUAGCCAUAUUCCAGGAAAAUGCGCUAAAACCACAACUCGUGCCGCAGUCACAAUCCGCCGUCAAAUGUUGUAAGUGUGAUAAUACCGCUGGCCGAGUACCGGAAGUAAAGUGUAAAUAUUAUAGAGCAAAUAAUGAAAAAAUUAUUUUAUAAAUAAAUAAGUUGCGUGUUUGAUGUGUAGUUGAAGCAAGUACAUAUAACAGAAAUACAUAAUUCAGAUAAUUCAGAAAUUAUUGGCAGAGUUUAGAGUGAAAGUACGUAAAUGUUUAAUAUCUAAUAUGUGUGAUAAUUUCAGUUAGUUUUUUAUUUAUAAAAUAAAUUCUCAUACCGACAUAAUCGUAUUCGUA